AUGGGAGGACAUCUUCAACGCAUCAUCUGGCGCAUCAUCGACGCAUCCAUCAUAGUGCGACACACGCAUUCAAUUUUGUUAGGUGAAAGCAACUAUCUCAGUGCCGGUGCCAGUAAUCAAGUCAAUUUUAACGGGUUUAUUUAUCGUUCUGCGUUCGUCAUGCCGAAAGUUGACAACGAGGACGCCGCGUCGCUCCAGCGCAGGCGCAAAAUGAUUAUCGCCGCGUGCACGCGCAUAUGUACAUUUACGGAAGCUAUCGCGUCCGUUACGCCGUCAAUCGCGGCUCAACUCGGAGAGCGAUGUGCUAAACUCGACAGGUACUGGACAGAUUAUGAUAGCGUUCAAACAAACUUAGAAUUAAUCGACGAAUCCGAAGAAGCACAUCGCGCUCCCUUCGAAGACUUUCAUUAUGCUUUAUGUGCUCAAAUACGCGAAUUGCUCUAUCCCGCGACUGCACAACGCGUCGCGGCCUCUCCGUCACGGUGGUCUUCUAGUGUCGUCAGCCGCGAGUCUUUCGGCCACAUAAGGCUACCGAAAUUAGAAUUACCGAAAUUUUCCGGGAAAUAUGACGAGUGGUGCCCGUUCUUCGACAGUUUUAAUUCUCUUAUACAUGAAAACGCGUCGUUAAGUCCUGUUCAAAGGUUGCAGUAUUUAAGAGCUUCUCUCACCGGAGAUGCAUUCAAAGUAAUUAGCGCGCUGGAAAUUUCCGACACAAACUAUCAAGUAGCAUGGGACCUUUUGAAGGAACGAUACGAUAACAAACGCGCUAUUGUGCAGAGUCAUAUACAAGCUAUUUUAGAUUUGCCAACCAUGGCGAAAGAAAACGUCGCUGAAUUGCGUCAGAUCACGGAUGGUGCUACUCGACAUAUUCACGCCCUUCAGGCGUUAAAACGCCCCACAGCGCAGUGGGACGAUUUACUUGUUUAUAUUUUAAGCAAUAAGCUCGACGCGCUCACAUCGCGAGAGUGGCAAUUGUCAUUGGGCGAGCAUCUCAUCUAUCAUUGCGAAAAGCUCAUAGCAUUACCCGUUCCGCAAAGGAUUGCGGAAAUCAAAAAGCGCAAAAUUUGUAUUAACUGUUUACGAUCGGUGGAUCAUACAUCAAAUAAAUGCCCUUCUGGCAAUUGCAAAAUUUGCAAGGCCAAGCAUAACACGUUGCUUCACCUUGCUGCUGCCACGUCGGUCAAGUCCGACAUCUCCGAAUCAGGUGAUCGUGGAUCAGUAGACGCGCCGGCUCUAGCCACCUCUCCUGCUCCCGUUGUCAUGAGCGGUCUCGCGACUCCGGAUCGCAGCGACGUCAUGCUCUCGACCGUUCUCGCUUAUGUUUACGACGCAAACGGUUGUCGCAGAGCAUGCCGUGUCUUAUUAGAUUCGGGCUCUCAGAUUAACUUUAUCUCGCGGCACCUCGCAGACGCUCUCGAUAUUAAAACACGUUCCUCGGACAUUUCAAUUUCGGGAAUAAAUAAUGUUACCACGCGAGCUUUCCAAGCGGCUGAAAUACGGCUGCACUCGCGCACGAGUUCAUUCAGCAUUCUAGUCGAUUGCAUUGUUACCGAACAUGUAACCGGCAAACUUCCGGCUUUCACGCUUAAAAGAAAUGCCUUCGAAAUACCGGCUAAUCUCGAAUUAGCCGAUCCGCAGUUCCACGUCUCGUCUGAGAUAGACGUUUUAAUCGGCGCGGAACAUUUUUGGAGCUUGCUCUGUAUCGGUCAAAUCAAGGCAACGCCCUCACAUCCUACCUUACAGAAGACACGCUUCGGGUGGAUAUUGGCGGGUCGAUUGCACACUGCACCGAAAGCAGCUUCACAUGUGCACUCUCUUCAUGCUUCAAUAAGCAACAAGCAGUUGCACGAGCAAUUAUCUCGUUUUUGGGACGUAGAGAACAUCUCGGCGGUUUCCAAUCAUUAUACCUCAGAGGAAGCUCACUGUGAGCGACAUUUUUUAGAAAACAUGACUCGAACCGAUCAAGGCAAAUUCAUUGUCAAACUUCCCUUUAAAGAGUCCGAGCCUGACGCUUUCGUUAACUCUAGGGAGAUCGCCUUAAAACGCCUCGGUGGCAUUGAAAGGCGUCUUAGCCGCGACUCGGAAUUAAAAACGCGAUAUUCGCAAUUCAUAAAUGAAUACAAUACACUAGGUCAUAUGAAAUUAAUUUCCGACCCCCCCGAGGAUCCAAAGUCCUUCUACUUACCGCAUCAUUGCAUCGUUAAGGCGCCCGCCGCCAAUAAAUUUCGCGUUGUCUUCGACGCCUCCGCCAAGGACGCGGCUGGCAUAUCAUUGAACGACACGCUUAUGGUCGGUCCUACCGUACAGCAAGAUCUAUUUACUAUACUGUUGCGAUUUCGUACACAUCGUUUCGCAUUUUCGGCCGAUAUCGUUAAAAUGUAUCGCCAAAUUCUAGUGCAUCCGUCACAAACACGCUAUCAGCGCAUUCUUUGGCGAGAUGAUUUCACUUCUACAGUGGCAACAUACGAGCUUUCCACCGUAACAUACGGUACCUCUUCCGCGUCGUUUUUGGCCACGCGAUGCCUCACAUGGUUAUCCGAGCAUUACGCUGGCGAUUGGCCUAAUGGCUCCAAAUGUGUCGAGCGCGACUUCUAUGUUGACGACAUGCUCACGGGAGCCGACACGAUAGACGAGGCAUUAAUAAUACGCGACGAAGCAAUUAAGGUAUUACGUUGUGGUGGCUUCGAGCUUGGAAAAUGA
Molecule: messenger RNA, 2700 nt
Organism: Cyphomyrmex costatus
Lineage: Eukaryota; Metazoa; Arthropoda; Insecta; Hymenoptera; Formicidae
Exons: 2
Coding region: 1-2700 (899 amino acids)
Source: RefSeq, a predicted model, not a curated record